CUUUUAGAAUUGAACUCUGCAAUCCAUCUCCAAUUUCGCGAAGCCCACGAAGGUCACAAGCCACACGCGGGACUUGACCCAUCCCGCGCUUCCACCGGUGUUGUCUGGACCACCGAGCGAGCAUACGAACGUGGCUACGGCGACGAUCCGACCGGAUGGGCGAACCUGGGGCAAGGCGCGCCGGAGGUGGAUGACGAGAUUAAGGGCUGCUUCGAGCGGCCACACACCAUUGACAUCAGCAUGACUGGCCGUGAGUAUGGUCCGACCGCCGGAAUCAAGCCUCUUCGUGAAGCUGUCGCACACUUGUACAACGAGCAUCAUCGCCAGGGGAAAGUGAGCAAGUACACUUGGGAGAAUGUCUGCAUCGUUCCUGGAGGGCGUGCAGGUCUCAUUCGCAUUGCAGCAGUACUUGGAAAUGCCUAUCUGGGUUUCUUUAUCCCCGACUACACUGCAUACAACGAGAUGUUGUCUCUGUUUAAGAACUUCGCUGCCAUUCCCAUUCCACUGAAGAAGGAAGACGGCUACCAAAUCCAUCCUGAGAAGAUCGAGGAAGAGAUCUCUCGCGGUACCUCCGUAAUUCUGACUUCGAAUCCGAGAAACCCAACAGGCAAAAUGGUCAGCCGGCAUGAACUGGAGGAGAUUCAAGACACCUGCCGCGACCGUGCAACGUUGAUCAUGGACGAAUUCUAUUGCGGCUACAACUAUACGACCGACUGCGAUGGCACUGUCAUAAGUGCAGCUGACAAUAUCGACGAUGUCGACGAAGAUGAUGUCCUGAUCAUCGAUGGCCUGACCAAGCGAUUCCGCCUCCCGGGCUGGCGUGUGGCCUGGAUUGUCGGUCCCAAGGAGUUCAUCAAGGCAUUGGGCUCCUGCGGCUCCUACCUCGACGGUGGCACCAAUGUUCCGUUCCAGGAGGCAGCAGUCUCUAUGCUGGAGCCAACUCGAGUUCGUACAGAGAUGGUGGCUCUUCAGACGCACUUCCGUAUGAAGCGCGACUACAUCGUCGGUCGACUGGAGGCCAUGGGAUUCACUCUUGACUACACUCCCGACUCCACCUUCUACCUUUGGCUGAACUUGGAGGCUCUCCCGAUCGAAAUCAACGACGGGCUGAACUUCUUCCAAGCUUGCUUGGCAGAGAAGGUGAUUGUCGUCCCCGGCAUCUUCUUCGACCUCAACCCGAGUCGCAGACGUGACUUGUUCGAUUCGCCCUGUCAUCACUACGUGCGUGUGUCGUACGGUCCGAAGAUGGAGGUUCUCAAGGCUGGAAUGGAUGGCAUUGAGCGCAUUCUCAAGAAGUACGUGCCCUGA
This is a messenger RNA of Zymoseptoria tritici IPO323, 1308 nucleotides long. RefSeq lists its product as uncharacterized. The annotation marks the transcript as partial. The record is from RefSeq and is a predicted model, not a curated record. The transcript is spliced from 4 exons. Lineage: Eukaryota; Fungi; Ascomycota; Dothideomycetes; Mycosphaerellales; Mycosphaerellaceae. Gene Ontology annotation, molecular function: pyridoxal phosphate binding. Gene Ontology annotation, biological process: biosynthetic process.